AUGGACUUGUGCCAACAUCAGGAACCAUCUCCAUUAUUAAUCAAAGCAUCAGAAGAUUUAUUGGGUGAUGCUGAUGACUCUCAAGAUGGUAAAAGUGAUCUUGCUCUGUCCUUAGAUGAAAAUUCACAAACACCAUCUGAAAAACCAAAAAAGAGACAAUCAGUGAAAAGACAACCAAGUGGUUACAUAGUGUAUGCUGGUGAAAUGAGAAAACAGAUCACACAUGAAAAUCCUGAAGCAACAUUCGGUGAAAUAAGUCGGCUUGUUGGUACAAGAUGGAGAGCUCUUCCAAGAGAAGAUAAAGAAAAAUAUGAGGAAAGAGCUAAAGUGUUAGCAGCUCAACAAGCUGUGAAACAACAAGAAGCUGAUAAAGCCUUUAAUGAUACACUGAAUCGUUCUCAGAGUCCAUGGUCUGAAUCUGGACAUAUAUCACCUGGAUCUAGUGGAAGACCAAAUACUCCAGACUCAUCCACUUCAAUAUUUUUAUAG
This is a messenger RNA of Lottia gigantea (owl limpet), 489 nucleotides long. RefSeq lists its product as hypothetical. The coding region runs from base 1 to 489 and encodes 162 amino acids. The transcript is spliced from 5 exons. NCBI's taxonomy places the organism in Eukaryota, Metazoa, Mollusca, Gastropoda, Lottiidae. The record is from RefSeq and is a predicted model, not a curated record.